Molecule: messenger RNA, 5375 nt
Organism: Mycena citricolor
Lineage: Eukaryota; Fungi; Basidiomycota; Agaricomycetes; Agaricales; Mycenaceae
Source: the annotation of a GenBank genome assembly
CGCGUCCAUCAUGUCCUCACUCUUCCGUUUGCCAUCUCUUGCACUUGACGAUGAGGACUUCAACUUCCAAUCGAACGCGACCCACGUCCUCCCGGAAUGGACGCCUCAGUUCUUUAUUCGCCCCAUGCUUGACAAGCCGCAGAAUCCCAUCAUAGACACACUCAACAAUCAAAGCAAACGCGCUCCUUCGACUCUACAGCGCUUUACACUACCUACGGAGCUCGCGUCUCUCACGCUCGACCAUUUAGCUCCACCGUUGAUACGUCCGUCGCUGCCGGCAUUGGAUGAAGAUCUUCUGUGGACCAAAGCUUUGGCGGCUAGCCCAUCCGGAGAAGUCGUUUCAUGGGACUCUUUGACAAAAGACCAUAAACCAGAGUCCUCGACCGGAUUCAUAUCUGAGCAAGACCCAUUCGUGUUUGCUGCUGCUCGAUAUUACCAUAUUUACAGGAUCCUAAUACCAUAAUCAAAUACGUCCAGCAAUACGAAUUGCUCUCCGCCCUGAAAAUGACGGUGCUGGGUCUUGCUUCUCCGCUACAUGUGUGGGAUGAAACCUCGGAGACUUUCGUGACUCUGAGGGGGGAGCAUGGAGAGCAAACGAUUCUUGUACUGGACGACAAAGACGAGAUGGCUAGCUCGAGUUACAUAUCCCGGUUUCUUGCGAUCGGCACGCUCAUGCGUCGUUUGGAGAACUUUGUUGUCGGGCUGAGGUCGAGGUUCUCGAAAGAGGGACCAACGAUACACGCCUUCAUGCAUACGUUGACCACCGUGCUCGUCUUUCUACGAGAAUCACUCUCGCAACUUCCAUCGGACGCCAGUGCAAGACUGGCGCUGGUCUCGAUCUGGAGUCGUUACGAGCUCUACGAACGAUUGUUGAACGCCCUGGCUGACUUGUGCGGCCGAAGUGUGAAGACGCCUUCCUCCAAGUUCACGUUCCCCGAUCCCGAUCCGAUUAGUCUCCUUUCCCUAAUCUAUGAUCGCCUCGAACACCAUCUGAACCAUCAAUCGUCCAGAACAGUGACUGCGCUCAUGGCCUUCCUUCUCUCUCGAACUUCGCGAGAAUAUCUCGACUAUCUAGCCCGCUCUGUUGGGCUCGGGCCCAUGAUCGUCAAAAAUAACCGUGUGGUGGGAGAACAGAAUGACCAGUACACACUCGAUGCCGAGGACGACAUGGACAACGAAGACCGGGUUGACUGGGAAAACGUUGGUGACGAAAGCUUUCCGACUUUCUUCCCCGCACAGUUGGCCAGCAUACUGCCUGCCGCGCAGAAGUCACUCGUCUUGCUCCGGGCAGCUGAACCGGAUCAUCCAUUGCUGAGUAUUAGACCAACUGCGCCCGUCGUUCAGUGGCUCUGGGCCUGGACGGACAUCGAAGAUAUCUGGAACGGCCAAUGGAAAGACCUGUCAGCCGGCACGUCUGCAGAGGCUCUUCCUGCUCAAGACGACUCGCCUGUCACGGGCCUGGCUGCCCAAUUUCGAGUGUUCGAUCUCGAACCGGGAGCUCACCUGCUCAAAUCACACGACUCCGCGGUAUCUGUCGCAGAUUUACAGGCAUUCAUGGCCACGUUCCCUGAGAAUCUCCCGCCAAUCACUCCGACAUUGGGACAUCUGACGGUGCUCGUUUUCGAGCCUCUGAUGAAACAUGCCUCCGCGCUUUCUGGGGCCCUGUUGACCCACUUCCUCAUUCCUACGGCUUCGGUGCAGAUACAUUCACAAGUUGAACUGCUCUCAGCGUACCUGCUCUUGGGGAAACCGGCGUUCCGAUCACGGGUGUCGGCUGCGCUGUUUUCGGAUGCAGAGGGUCGGGAACCUGGAGAGCUUGGCCCGGUCUCUGUCCGUGGCAUCGGCCGAAACCGAGCUGAAGCUCCGGUGCAGUCCAAAUGGCCCGUGGGGCUGUCGUUUUCGUUGUUGGAGCGACAAGUCUGGCCACCUGUGGGCGCCGAUCUGAGCUUUUUCUUGCGAACAGUCAUCGUCGAUUCGUUCGAAGCGUCCGUGCAGGACACGCCCCAGCCAUUCUGGAUCGAGGCUGAGCGGAGGCUGGGCUUCGCUAUCCGGGAUCUGCCGGUUGUUCCUGGGCACGAUCAAUGGAUGAAUCCGAUGGCGAUCGAAGCCCUUGACUUUUUGUACAUGGACUACAAGGCGCCGCAUCCGAUGGAUAUCGUGAUCAACCAGGAUGUUCUGUCCAAGUACCAGCGCAUGUUCACUUAUCUGCUACGGAUCAUUCGAGUGGAGCAUGCCAUCGCAGCCGUGUUUCGUAUGACCCGCCUCCCUGCGCGUCCAAUUUUCCAGACCCUGGUCAAGCCACACAGAGUGCUUCUCCACUUUCGAUUCAUCGCACACAAGUUCGUCAGCUGCAUAUCCGCCUACGUGUUCGAUACCGCUAUCCGCGGGAACUUGGAUCCCUUCCUCGCCCGGCUGUCCCCGGACUACCCCCAAGCCAAGCGCGGGUUCGGCGACGUCUUCGCGCUGGCGCGCAUGCACUCGUCUCUGCUAGACGACGUGCUGAGUGCGUGUCUGCUGCGCUCGGCCCAGCGGAUGGCCGGCGACCUCCUGCGGCAGGCUCUGCAGCUGGUUCUAGACUUUGCGGUGCUCGUCGGGGAGCGCUGUACCGGACGAUUGGAGGAAUACCAGGCCGAGCCUGAGUUGAUCGCUUUGGCCAAUGCGUUCCGCAGCAAAGUCAAUGCGUUGAUCCAGGCCCUGAAAAUGCUAGCUGAGAAGGGUUCUGGUACGAAGGACGGUGGCCCCACGGGCGGCCUCGAAGCAAUUCCACAUCUGCUCGAGCUGCUUUCCGAAUGGUGGACAAUUAGCGAUGACCCUGCUUGAGCCUAGUUUGCCUUCCCGAGCUCUUUCUUGUGCAUAUUGGCCUCGGGUUCUGUCCGGGCCAUUAUCUGUCGCUCGUCAGGAGUAUUAUCAUCCACGGCCCCGAGCUGGCCUGUAACUGGAUGGCCAUCGAGCAGCACGGAUACUUGCCGAUUGCCUGCUACAGUGAUCCCACUUCAUCCGAAUCCGAUGCUAUUGGAUCUCGAGGCUUCAGGCUUCGUGACGGUCGCCUAGAAAUAUUCGAGCGUUGUGAGCAGAUGUUGAAUGAACUUCAUGUUACACCGUCCGUCUCGCGAACCUCUGAACACACACUGAGACUCAAGCCCACUUUUAAUCACCAUGAGCCCAGCCGAGGCCCGCAUAUGUCGAUAACUCCCGAGAGGCAUCCUUUGCGAAGUAAGCUGCGGUUUAUCUCCACCUCACAACCUGCUCACAUCCGUGAAGCGAAAUUCGAUGUACUAUGCAUGGCCUCGAAUCAUCAACAUCGUGAUGUUCGGGACGAGUGAGAGCCACCGCAGCUUUUGGACUGCUUGGUACGGUCUCGAAAGGGUCGUCCCAACUGCGAGGGAAUUCUGCAGCUCUUCUGUCUACCUGAUAAGAUUGGGUUUACCUUUUUGAUAAGAUCGAAUACAUUACGUGAACAAUCAUUUCUGUCACGUGUGUUCAAGUACUUGACUCGGAACGCACCAGCAGACCGCCUCUUCUACAGGCUGGCUUCAUUCUGAUACUUUCCCUCCCUCAUGAAUUGACGCAGCUUGGAAGACUGCAUGUAAUCCCAUUUCCACAAUGACUGGCCCGGAAACUGCAUGCCAAGAUUGAUGGGAAAGACGUCACUGGUGCAUGCACGCGUCGCUUAACUGUGGAUCCCCAGAAACCUCCGUCAUACCCAGCCGGGAUGUAUAAAGACCGGAUGCGCAGAACGGUGCUGCCCACACUUCGAACCUUUACGCCUCCAUAAUGACCUUGACGAUCUUCCUUCUUUUCUUUCUCACAUCCUACGUCCGGGUCGUCGUCGCGCAUCCCAUGGCGACACCCAUACCCAUAGACGACUCGGCCUCAGGCACCCCCGUCCACGCGCGCGCAGUGACGAGCACGUCGAAAGCGGGGAUCGCGGGCGGUGGGGACGCAGCGACCGACAUGACGCAGUUCCAGUCCACGGGCAAGGUUUCGUGGUACUACACCUGGGGCCUGUACUCGGUCAACACCUCCCUCGAGUUCGUGCCCAUGUUAUGGGGCGACCGCAAUAGCGAUGUGUCCGACUGGACGGACGCGUCGUCGGGGAUCAACGCGACCAUUCAGCAGCGCAAGCCCACCGCUAUCCUCGGCUUCAACGAGCCUCAAGAGAAGGGCCAGUCGAACUUGACACCACAACAAGGCGCGCAGCUCUGGCAGCAGUACAUCCAGCCUUUGAAAGGGCAGGGUCUGCGGCUGGGCAGUCCUGCGCCGUCCAGCGCGCCGUCUGGCAAGACGUGGAUCCAGGACUUCCUGACAGCCUGCGCGGGCGGCUGCAGCGUCGAUUUCAUCGCCCUCCACUACUACGACGUGAACGCGACGGCGUUCAUGGAGUACCUGACCGACUUCCACAACACAUUCCAGCUGCCGAUCUGGGUGACGGAGUGGUCGUGCCAGAACUACAACAACGGGCCGCAGUGCUCGUCCGACCAGAUCGUGCAGUUCCUCAACCAGACGCAGUCGUUCAUGGACCAGACGGACUGGGUCGAGCGCUACUCGUGGUUCGGCAUCCUCCGCGAUCUGCAGGGCGUCAACACCGGUGACGCGAUGAUGUCCAAGGACGGCCAGAUCAACUCCCUCGGCAAGCAGUACAUCGGCGCGGAGGCGCCCCAGACAAGUGGCGGGACGACCGCGGGCUUGCCAUCGCUGCCGACGAGUGCUGGUUUGUUGGAGAGGGCGCUGUCGACCUGGUGGAUUCUGCUGUCCUUCUCCGCAGCAGCUUGGUUGUCGAUCUAAGCACGGACGAUGUUUGAUAUACCCCCCAUGGACAAUAGAUAUGCCCUGUAUUGUACUUUUAUUCGUGCAUCACGUGCUGUCACACACUUGGGUGGACCUUCACUCGAAUAGUCUGAGACAGCCUGUUCACGCUCUCAACGCGUCUUUCUCAACGCCCACCCAGACCUCUUCGAAUCAGCAGGCUGCUCGAUGAUGCGCUUGCUUCGUGCUCGAACCGACAGAUCUUCCAGAGGGAAAUGGACUGCCAGACCUCGACGCGUUAUCGACACACAUUUUGCCACUUUUAUGUGUUACUGUAGCUAUUUAUGGGGGUGCGGGAAAGUGACUGAGCUGCACCGCUUGACCGGUGAGAGUGAAGUUAUGGGUCAGGCUCUCAGGCACAUCGACACUGAGGCUGUAGCUGCCGGGGUACAACCAGAGAUUGCCGCUCUCGUCGGUGCGCGCGAGGCUGCCCAGGGUUACACUGAUCGACGCAGCGACCGUCAAGCCAGCCUUGAGCGCAGCCACGCGCGAGUACCCGAUCAACGAUUUGUUCGGGAACGGCGGCGGCCCUGCCGUCGUUUUCACGAACAUCAAGGCGACAAAGUCCG